Molecule: messenger RNA, 1805 nt
Organism: Camelus dromedarius (Arabian camel)
Lineage: Eukaryota; Metazoa; Chordata; Mammalia; Artiodactyla; Camelidae
Product: trafficking protein particle complex subunit 9-like
Exons: 6
Coding region: 668-1009 (113 amino acids)
Source: RefSeq, a predicted model, not a curated record
CAGGAAUGUACGUGGCGUGUCUGUCCAGGUGCCCUCACAUCCAGUGGCAUCCAUCCAGACACCAACACUGACACUGGCCAUGCUCAGAACUACCUCAGCCCUGAAGACACAAGUGACAAAUAGAAGGGGGCCGCGCCCUGUUACAGCAGGUGCUCUCACUUUGUGGGUCCUUAUGUAACUGCGCGGUGUUAAUCAGGAUCGCCCGUUCUACAUUGUGUGGCGCUGCUGCGGUGUCUCCUAGUUAUUUGUUUCUCUGUCCACGUGGGUCAAAUCAUGGUGCCCCUCUUAAACCUCCAAAAAAAACCAAAGUUGAUUUUCUAUUUUGCAACUUGCCAUCUCUAUAUAAGUGCAGAAGAGUUAACAUCGUGAAAGAUCAGAGCCCGGAGAAUAGGCUCUCCUGGAUAUUUCAGGCUAAAGGCAACUUUCUUUUACAAAAGGAUCUGAGGAGCAGGAGCAAGGAACGCAGGGAGAGAUUCAGGAAGACAUCUGACUGUGUUAAGAGACGACAGUCACAGCCACACGGGGAGCGAGGACACUUGCAGCAAAGUAAAACGACUUCACAACUAUUGCAUCAGAGCUGCAGGUGUGAGAGAGCCUAAGCCUGUCUCAGAGUGCAGGGGACAAGUGGAAAGGAAUGUGUAAGAAUGCUGGUGACUGAGUUAGAAGCAUGCUUCGAAGCUGUCCAUGUCCUUGCCAUCCAGAAGCGGAGCCUGGGAGCUACCGAAUUUCUCCAGAAUGCGGUUUACAUUCAUCUUCGACAGCAUUCCUAGGAGAGAAUUCAGCAGUGAGCAUCCUCUCCGAGCUCUAUGAGUUGAUCGGCUUCCACCGCAAGUCCGCCUUCUUCAAGUGGGUGGCCCCCGUGCAGCGCGUGGCCCCCGGCAUCCCGGAGCAUGGCUGGAAGGCCUGCUACCGACUCCUUCUGCAGACGCUUCCUGGCUACAGUCUGUCGCUGGAUCUGCAGGACUUCAGCAAAGGUGUUGGAACUAAAACAUUGCUUCAGUCCCAUUAACCAUGCCUGGUAUGGGCCCUGCUGUCCUGUCUCAUCAGGGUGAAUUCUGAUUCGUUUAGAAUAGGGCUCAGCAGACUUUUUCUGUCAAGGGCUUGGGAGUAAGUAUUUCAGGGUCUGCAAACCUCCUGAUCUCUGGUGCAGCUGCUCAGCUCUGCUGUUCAGACGCCAGAGCAUCCGGACAUUCCACACACCCACAGAGCUUUAUUAACAGCGGUGUCUGGGGCUGGAUUCAGUGUAUGAACUGCAGUUUGUCCCCACAGCCUCCUCACUAUUGACGCCUGCACCAGAGCAUGCAUUUGCGACAAUGGGUGAACCUGCACUGACACAUCAUCAUCACCCAGAGCCCAGACUUGACACUAGGAUUUACACUUGGUGGUGUGCACUCUGUGGGUUUGGACAGAUGUGCAAUGACAUGUAUCCACCGUCACAGCAUCAUACAGAGUAGUCUGUCUUAGUGACCUUAAAAUGCUACGUGCUGCACCUCAUUCAUUGCUCCUUCCCCUCUAGCCUCUGACAGCCACUGAUCUUUUAGUCUCUGUGGUUUUCCCUUUCCCAGAACACCAUACAGUUGGAAUCAGACAGUUGCGGAACCUUCCCAGAUUGGCUUCUUUCCCUUAGUAAUAUGCAUUAAAGGUUCCUCCAUGUCUUUCCAUGCCUUGAUAACUCAUUUCAUUUUAGCACCAAAUAAUAGUCCAUUUUCUGGCUGGAACACAGUUAAUCCAUUCACCUACUGAAGAACAGCUUAGUUGCUUCUGAGUUCUGGUGAUUAUGAAUAAAGCUGCUAUUAACAUCUGUA